AUGCCCGUCUUCCAAUAUUCUCCUCUGGAUCAGGGGCCUUUCAGCACUCGCAUACUUCGUCUGCUCCCAAGCAAGGACAGAGCCGCUCCGAUCGCAUGCCAGCUUUCCAAUUAUUCUCUUCUGGACGAUACUGCCCAAGAGUAUGACGCCCUCUCAUACGUGUGGGGAGCUCAGACAAACGGGCAGAGCAACAUCUCCAUCAACAACCAGGCUUUUUCAGUCGGAAAGAAUUUACACUCCGCCCUCCUUAGGCUUCGAGGCUAUGAGUUUGAACGGACAUUAUGGGUCGACGCAAUUUGCAUCGACCAGAACAACAUGGGAGAGAAAGAGAGGCAAAUCCAAAACAUGGCCCGCAUAUAUGAGCAGGCCAGACAGGUGGUGGUGUGGUUGGGCGAGGAGGCGGAUAGUAGUACUCGGGCUUUAGAAGCUAUUCGUGAAGCGGCAGAGGGAGUGUUUGCUGGAGAACUUUUUAACCUGCCAUCAGACAGCAUCCCCAUUGAGGGGGUCAAAAGUCUGUUCCAGCGGACAUGGUUUUAUCGCAUGUGGAUACAGUGUGGUCCUGUCAGAAUGAGCGGUUACACAUUUGCCACGGGCAUUCAAGCAUGGGGCUCGUAUGCUGGCCCUAGUGUUUUGAGUACAACACAUCUGAUCCGUGGAGCAAUCUUUCGACCUCAGUAUGGAACGCAUUCAAUGAAGAAGCUCUCUCUGUCCGAAUUGGUUGAUAUGCAUCAUACGAACGAGGCCACUAUUCUGCAUGAUAAAAUCUAUGCUUUACUGGGACUGAGUUCUGAUGCUCAUAAGGCACCCGUGAAGACCUGGCCUGGUAGGGAAAUUGCAAGCAUACAAAGCAGUGGAUGGAUCCUGGGGCUCAUUGUCACCGCGGAAGAAACGCACACAAAGACCUUUUUGCAAGUGCUUCUGACUGGGCAGGCUAAAGUGGACUACAAGAAAGCGUGGAAAGUAAGAUGGACCAUCGGGAAAUCAGUGGAACCGAUCAAGCAAUAUGACAUUGUAUGCCUCCUGCAGGGAGUUUCAGAUCCAUCCAUCAUCAGGUACUCGGAUGGUUGUUUCAGAGUGAUCGUGCUAAGGGCCGUUCUUCAGAAGACAGACGUGGCAGGAAAUGCAGAUCUCGAGAAAAUACGGUCCGAGAAAAAUCGUCCGGCUCUCAACUUCCACCUUGUUUGGGGCUGGAAAGAGCAGUUGUUACCUUCCUUAGAUAUACUCGACUUGGCAGCAGAGGCUGUUGGAACGAAGUCGGCAAUUGAGAAGGUUCUGUGGGACACUAAUGUGGCAAUGCACGAGACAGCAUGCAAUUGUAAAAAUAUUUACUGGCAAGCCAUGCUUGCAACCGAAGACAUUCUCCGGCUAUUCACAGAACGACUUGGAUUUCAACAUCCAAAGACAUGGUUGGCCUUUUACAGCUUGGCGCUCUUGUACUCCAAGGGAUAUAUUGGCGACAAGAGAAUACCACUCCUGAACUUCGAUCGAACUAAGGCAAGAGAUAUAUUGCGGGUGAGGUGCGGUAUCCAACAUCGUUCGCAAAAGGAUUUGGCGUUGUUGGUGGGACAUAAUUACUGUCGCCGAAUGUACAUCGAUGAACCGGAUUUUAUUUCUGGCAGCAUGGAGGUUCCCGAGCACAUGAAGCUCCAACGAUCAUUGAAGGAUCUGCUAUGUGAGAUUAAGCACAGGCCCACAAUGAAGCUCAAUCCAUUGUUUUGA
Messenger RNA from Aspergillus costaricaensis CBS 115574, 1719 nucleotides. Its product is annotated as HET domain-containing protein. NCBI's taxonomy places the organism in Eukaryota, Fungi, Ascomycota, Eurotiomycetes, Eurotiales, Aspergillaceae. The coding region runs from base 1 to 1719 and encodes 572 amino acids. The transcript has 3 exons. The record is from RefSeq and is a predicted model, not a curated record.